Messenger RNA from Exophiala spinifera, 3141 nucleotides. RefSeq lists its product as uncharacterized. NCBI's taxonomy places the organism in Eukaryota, Fungi, Ascomycota, Eurotiomycetes, Chaetothyriales, Herpotrichiellaceae. Gene Ontology annotation, molecular function: structural constituent of nuclear pore. The transcript has a single exon. Gene Ontology annotation, cellular component: nuclear pore outer ring. Gene Ontology annotation, biological process: protein import into nucleus; mRNA export from nucleus; positive regulation of DNA-templated transcription. The record is from RefSeq and is a predicted model, not a curated record. Bases 1 to 3141 code for a protein of 1046 amino acids.
AUGAACCGUUUUACAGCGGACUAUUCGUCCAGCAUCAAUUCGACUCCUGGCAAAGAGCCCCAACGACCACGCGCGAAUCUGUUCGCUUCCAACACCCCCCAGCUAGCCAGUACAACUCCUAUCGCACCUCCUCCCUCCCAGAUCUUUGGCAGCUCGUCUUUCGGCACCGGCGUAAGCAAGCUACAGUUUUCCAAGCCUUCGAAAUCGUCCCCUCCACUACGCUCUCCACAGUUCGACUCAUACGAGGAGCCGCGCACGAAGAAUGGAAGCCCAGCCAAAGAAACGGCGAGACCGUACCACACUUCUUUUGGGUUAUCGCAGGCCUCGGAAUAUACUGAGCAAGAUGACGCGGAAUACUCAGAUGAAGACAUGGAAGAGCGAGGGAUGGAGGAUGAGACAAACCAGUUUCGCUUCUCCCAGGGCUUUGAGCGUGUGAAUGAGCAGUCGGCAGCAUCACUCAUGAAGUUCAGCACCAUGAGUGGAAACAACCGAGAAUCGAGACUGUCGCAGCAUCAUAGAUCUUUGCGGACCUCCAGAAUCUCCGCUCUGCCUAACAAAGGGAAUGAAAAUAUCGUCAUUAGUCUCGCUCAGAACAUCGCGACCAGAGCACAGCCAGCCACUCUAGCAGAGCCGGAUGAGGUGAUCUUACAGACCGAGCAACUUCUUCGCCAGCUGGACGAGCAGACGCAGUACUUGGUUGACAGCAAUAGAGCCCUUCAGGCCGUCUCUGAGAGGGUCUUCGAGUUGAUCUCUGUCUGGCGUCGCUUCAUUGAGAUAGACCGCCCUGCGCUUGAUAGCAGUGAGAUCGGUCCACAGCCUUCGGCGCCCUCUUUCACGAAAGCCAAUUAUCUGGCGUCACUGUUGCUCGCUCUUCGUCAUCCUCCUGCUUCUCCAAAUGGCACGCCGGCUCCAAUGCCUCAACUUCUCCUGGAGUGGCUCGACGAGUACCAUGUCUCAUACGACUCACUGUACCACUCUGUGUCUUCAGCUCGACCCAGUUGCGUGUCUCACGACUUGUUUUGGGAUGCAGUUCAAAGCUUAGUACUGAGGGGCAAGCUGAACAUGGUUAUGCAGUUAUUUGCUGAUGCCGAUUUCCGAUACGCUGCGUCUGCAACAGAGGAGGGGACAGACGAGAUCGGCUACAAAGGCGCACAGCUCCAAGCUGUCCAGAGCGCCAUCUAUCGCGCGAGAGUUUUACUCAACUCUUGUCCUGUCGUUCAACUCGAAGAUUGGAACGUGGCUGGUCCUGAUUGGGAUUUGUUCCGAAGCCAAGUAGAGGCGGAGCUGGAGAAUUUGACAGAUCAAGCUUCAGCUCACGAAGACCUUGAAGACGAUGAAUCCUUUGAGGCGGAGAAUUUUGGCUUGCGCAAACCCGGCAAAAAUCUCCUCGCUAAGCUUGGGCAAAAAUCGAAGUCGACCCUGCCAUGGACGAUCUACCAGAACUUGAAAAUCAUUUACAACAUCAUGCUCGGUAGUGCUGAAGAGAUUGUUGCUCAGUCACAGGAUUGGCUUGAGGCUGCUACGUCUUUGACGGUUUGGUGGGAUGGCACUGCAAAUGCAUCAGUUGCACAAUGGAGUUUCGACGUCAGCCGAGCUAAUAACUUGAAUGGAGCAAAUUUCAGCGAGGAGGAGCUCUAUCUGGCGCGAUUGCGAGACUCGUUUCUCAGCGUGACCGAUCCCAAAGACAAAAACGCAUUCCAGAUCAAUGCCAUGUCGCCUGUUGAGGUGGGUUUAGCCGCGGUGCUCCAGGGCGACAUUCAAGGCGCUCUUCUGGUGCUCCGUGUCUUGUCCCAAUGUGUUGCUGCUUCUGUGGCCGAGAUUGGGUCGAAAGCUGGUUGGUUAGACACCGACGGCUCCGCUUCUCGACCAGUCGGUUUGAACGAUGAGGAUCUCAUGGUGCUCAGCUACGGCGUGAAAAAGCCAGCUCUGUCCAAGGACGAUAUCCUUCGAGGCUAUGCCGAUCAGCUCUUCGAGAAGGACAUCUUACGACUCCCUGACGGCACUGCCAUUGAAGGUUGGGAAGUAGCAAUCUCGGUCGUGACACGCCUGGAUGACCGUGAGGCCAUGCGAAAUGCUGUUGGUGGUUUCCUUGACCAGCUCCAGGUUGUCUCACAGGAUCGAGCCGAGAAGCUCACCAAUCUGUGCUCAGACCUCGGCCUGCAGGAAGAGGCUCGCAAGGUUUCGGAUCGUUUUGGAGAUCAUCUCGUCAACAACACCACGGAAUACGGCACGGCUCUGCUAUGCUAUUCACGGAGCCAUGCGCCGCAUAAGAUUCGUCAACUGGUUGAUCUGCUGAUCAGCUACUCCUUGGUUCAGUCUCGGGCGUACCCGCCAGAGAACGAGAUGGACGAUGGACUGCACAGCCUGGUCGGAAACCCCAAGUCCGCUCUGUCAGAUAUUGCCGAAGCCGAUCCUCAAGCGGCGGAAAUUCUGCAAUUCUACCUUGUUGGCUAUGCUUGUCUCAGACGGUUCUACACGUUACGCGACCAAGACGUUCUUGACAUGAAGCCUUCCCAUCAUCUCAAACCUCUUGCUCGUCGAAGAGCCGCUGCAAAGGCCCUUGUCGCGGCAGUCAACAGUGCAGCAGACAGUAUCUAUGGAGGCCUUUACGACCCUGAACGUCAAUCUGCCAUCCAAGUCGACGGACUUCUCACGCUCCUUGGCGAGGUUACUGCAUUGCUCGCCGACGGUCAACCGUCAGGGAAACCGGUAUUGACCGCGACGCAGAUCUACUCGAUCCUGGCUGCGAUCGAAGACCUUUCCACAGUGUCGACGCGGGUGUAUGUAGCUACGGAAGAAUGUUUGCAGGCAGCACUGCGCAACUAUCACGGCUCGCAGCCUCCAAGUCCCCACGCCAUGCUCAAAAAGAGCAUGUCGUCCGGCACGAACUCGGCGUUCAGCUUCAGCAUGAUGGGCUCGGAAAUGCUGGCCAAGAGUGAUCUGACCAGCACGGGCACCGGUGGCAAGAGUGCAGGAAGUAGCGGUGUGCUCGUCCCCUCCCAAAACAACGAUGGACCGAGAGGAUGGGACUGGCGCGCGAGGUUCAAGGGCAAGGACGUGACCGGCGCCGAGGUGGUGAGGACACUGAGAAUAGGUUUGGCCGAGGAGUUGAGCCUUGUCGAGCUUGACAAUCGGCCCUGA